Molecule: messenger RNA, 2742 nt
Organism: Pelagomonas calceolata
Lineage: Eukaryota; Pelagophyceae; Pelagomonadales; Pelagomonadaceae
Source: the annotation of a GenBank genome assembly
CUUACACAACGCUAGCCCGAUUUUCUAAUCGUCCUCGCGGCGUGAAAAAGCUGCCGUCUCGUGCGCGUGGCAUUGCAACGUGCAAGAAGAGACGCCUCUGCAGCGCUGCGUCGCGGCAGACUGUCAUCCACAAGCUGCGCACCGUGCCAACAUAGCUGUCGGCGCCGCGGCCUCGUAGACGAGCGCCAUGCGGCUGCCGCUCGUCGCCGCAGCACUCACAAUAACACAAGCCAUAGAGCAACCCGUGGACUACGUCAACCUGCUAGCUGGUUCCUUCACCAGAGGCGACGUCUUCAGCACGGGCAACACGCUGCCGUUGGUAGGCCGGCCCUGGGGAUUUAAUCACUGGGCCCUCCAGACGAACGACGGCCGAAGCGCCUGGUGGUUCAAUGGUAAUGAUCAUGAAUUUAAAUGGAUACGAUGUACCCAUCAACCGAGCCCGUGGAUCGGCGACUACGGCUGGUUCAUGGUCGGUCCCCAGAUGGGCGGCUUCGCGUCGAAUCCUACCGGUUUUUUUGAACCUCGAGCAGCUACGGUCUUGCCGCAUGUCCUAGAUUUCCGGACGGCGCCCGAUGGGAUGCGUGUUGAGUUGUCGCCGACGAUGCAUGGCGCAUCUCUCCGAGUGACCUUCCCGGCGACGGCUCGCCUAGAAAAGCGCAUCUGUAUCAAAUUAGGAGGUGGUGGUAAUGAUGGCUACGAGCAAAGUAAUGGAGGUGUGGACGCGCGGACGAACAGACAUUCAGGAGCGGUUGGUUCCAAUUUCGCGCACCACCUGCGGGUGGAGUCAAAAACACCAGCGCAGUUCGAGGGGAGAGGCCGGGACUGCUUCUGCUUCUCCUACGACCGCGGUGCUACCACGGUGGAAGUUCAUCUGGCGACGUCGUUCAUCGGCAAGGCCCAAGCCUCGAGGAAUCUGCAGGAAGAGCUCAAGCCCCACGACGCCGUGCGACAGGAAGGAGCGGACGAGUGGAACUCUCUGUUAUCAAGGGCGUCCGUCGACUCUACGGAACUAUCGGGCAAGACCGCACGGGACCUCCAGGUGUUUUAUACUGGACUCUACAGAGCAUUGACCUUUCCUCGACGUCUGGACGAGCCCGGCGACAAUGGCCCGAUCCACUGGUCGCCUUACAGAUCUGGCGUCCAGUCAGGCACGCUCGUAACCGAUAAUGGGUUUUGGGACACGUUUCGGACCGUCUAUCCCUUAUUAGCUCUACUUUAUCCCGACGCGCUACAGUGGAUCUGCCGGGGCUGGCUGAAAGCCUACGAGGAAGGGGGCUGGAUACCGAAGUGGGCCUCGCCGGGCUAUCGUAAUAGUAUGGUCGGCACGUACGGCGACGUCGUGUUGGCGGAGGCCGUCGUGAAGGGCGUGCUGACGGGAGAUGACGCUCAAAAGGCCUGGAACGCGCUGCGGCGAGACGCUUAUGAAGAAGCUCCACCGGGCGGAGCCGUGGGCAAAGUCGGUCUUCGAGUGUAUGAGCAGCACGGCUACAUCCCGGACGACUCCGGGGUCAGUGAUUGCGUUUCUAGGACCUUGGACUUUGCUCACGCCGACUGGGCGACGGCGCAAGCGGCGCGUUUAUUGCAUCAUCCGGAGGACGCCGAGAAGCUGACGCGGCGGGCCCAGGAGGCCGUGCGCCAGUCUUUUGAUCACCAGACGGGCCUCAUGCGGCCCAAGAGUCGAUCAGGGAGAUUCUCCGUGCGCUUCGACGAAACGCGGUGGGGAGAUGGGUAUACAGAGGGCUCGCCUUGGCACCACUCGUUUCCGCCGUUCGACGUGGAGCUGUUGUCGAGGCUCCAUGGCUCGAAGGAGAAGUUGAGGGAGAAGAUUUUGCAGAUGACGCGCGUGCCGUCGACGUUUGAUCACGGGGGUCGCUUGCAGUGUCCUUGAACGAGGCGUCGCGUCGAUGGCGUCUCGAGACACUACCCACACACAGGCUACGGCCAGACGAUCCACGAGAUGCGCGAGAUGCGCGCGCUGGCCAUGGGCCAGUACGGCCACAACAACCAGCCGAGCCAUCACGUGUUGUGGUUGCUUGGCUUGUUGGGCUAUAGAAACGACCAGGACAAACUCGUCCGAGAAGUUAUAGAUAGAGCCUACGGCGUCGACUUUUACGCCGGCGACGAGGACAACGGCGAGAUGGGCGCCUGGUUCGUAUUAGCCGCAUUGGGGCUGUUUUCCGUGUCGCCGGCGUCGCCGGACUACGUGAUUGGUAUGCCUUUGUUCGAGAAGGUGUCGCUGCACGUGCCGGGGCGCCCGGUGCUGGAGAUCUCCGCUCUUCGGAAAGAUCGAGCUGACUUAGAUGUGGUGGAGACGGCGCUGGACGGCGCGAAAUUAGCGGAGACGAUCUCGUUCUCGCAGUUGGUGAAAGGUGGAUCGUUGAUAACGAAGACGCGCGACGCUGGCGACUCUCUGGCGUCGUCGCGCGACUCCUUCUGGGGCAGCCUCACGCGCAAAGACUCCGCGCGCCAGUCGGACCACGCCGAGAGCGCCAACUUCUCACCCACAGAAGUGCCCGUCCACCACGACAUUGAGGAACGCGGGCCGCACCACAUCGUCGCGACGCCGGCGCCGAUCCGCGACCACCCCAUGCUGCGCGCGCACCGCGACACGGUGCAGCCGUCUUCAUCAUUCCCGGUCUGGGCGCUUGUUGGGGUGUUGGCGGCGUUUUUAUUAGGACGAGGGUCGAAGCGGAAGCGGGCGAACGGGAGGCGGUCAAGGGUCGUGUAGUAAAGUUUUUAGGA